GAAGCGUUGUGUUGUAGGUCACAUCACAGAAUUUUAUGAAUGUACGUGAGUCAGAUGAACAGAAUGAAUGUAAGGCGAGAUAUAUCGAUUCAACUAGCGUGGCCCCACUGGCGCAGCGGUUGAGGUAAAACGCAGCCAUGCGGGAACAAAACUAUUGGCGCGUGUCGGCUGAGUGGGAGAGCGCUUGCGUUGGGUUGGACCAUGAGUGCAGAUGCAAACCAACAUGGCUGAAAGCCCGUAGCUAUAACUUCCUUUCUCCCAUCAUCACGGGGACCGAUUUUUUUAGCUGGGUCUCGGUUUUUCUGUCGUCGAUCUUCGAUCAAGUCUCAUUCAUCCAUAACGGCGCUGAUGAGAAGUAACCGUCGCUCUCCGGUCAAAGACAAGCAGACAUUUGGUCCCGGUUCUUAUAUUUAUUAUAAUAUGACAACAUCUCCACCACAUGGCGACAACAGCGAUAACAGCUUCCCCUCGAGCGAGACGCCUGAGGAAGGACCAGAAGUUGGUGCCAGUUUGUCAGGGGAAAGUGGCAGCCUGGCUACACCAGGCAAUGGCGACGACAGCUUGGAGGAAGAAAUGCCACUCAACUUCUCCUGGGUCAUUGUCGACCUCUUGUGUGCGUGUGGUCUCCCGGGAACCGUUGCCAACUUGCGUUACCUCAAGAACCAGGGGGUCACGUGUAUCGUGUCCUUGACCCCAGAGCACCAUUUACCGCAGCACGAUAUGGAAGGAUUGGAGGUGGUUCGUAUUGAGGUCGAGGACAUGACUCCUCCGACACUCUUCCAAGUGCAUCAGUUUAUCGAGAUAGUUGACAAGGCCAAGUAUGACAAAACGGGCGUUGCAGUUCAUUGCGCAGCAGGAAAGGGCAGGACGGGCACCAUGAUAGCUUGCUACUUCGUCCACCAUAUGCACAUUAGUGCUGAUGAAGCGCUUGACAAGAUACGAUCCCUGAGGGCUGGCUCCGUGGAGACCAUCAAGCAGGAAGAAUGCGUGCGAGUCUUCGAGAGAAGUUCGGGUGGACCAUGUUCCUCGACAUAUCCGGAGGAGAGUUCGAAAGUGCAACGAUAUUUACCUUCUUGAAAACACACACAUACACACAUAUCUAUAUAUAAAUUGAGUAAUUUGUUUAUCUAGUAAAGUAAGUACUGUGGACAACACACAGUGACCAACUCGAGGACCAACCAAUACAAACGAAGAGCAGUUUCGGGAUGCAUCGUUAACAUAUUGUGACCACACGUUGCCUUCCCCAUCAAAGUUCUAAUCCUGAUAUUUACCAGCUCAUGUUACUUUACUGAUAUGGCAUCUGUGAUAGUAUUUUCUGAUAGUUCAGGCAAAGUGCCUCCCAGUGAAAUAUUUAUAUCUGGGGCUCAGAAAAUUGUUUGAAGAAAAUCAAUCAAAGGGGACAAAGGACGACUGCUCUUUUAUACUCGAGAGCUGUUAUAUUACCCUAUACAAGUGCUUGAUAUAAAAAUGAUUAUUAAAUUUUUCUUUUGGUUACUGAA
Molecule: messenger RNA, 1499 nt
Organism: Pomacea canaliculata
Lineage: Eukaryota; Metazoa; Mollusca; Gastropoda; Architaenioglossa; Ampullariidae
Product: dual specificity protein phosphatase 23-like
Exons: 4
Coding region: 349-1077 (242 amino acids)
Biological process (GO): cilium assembly; protein dephosphorylation
Molecular function (GO): protein tyrosine/serine/threonine phosphatase activity
Source: RefSeq, a predicted model, not a curated record